Molecule: messenger RNA, 5011 nt
Organism: Synchiropus splendidus (mandarinfish)
Lineage: Eukaryota; Metazoa; Chordata; Actinopteri; Syngnathiformes; Callionymidae
Product: ras-specific guanine nucleotide-releasing factor 1-like
Exons: 27
Coding region: 89-3853 (1254 amino acids)
Biological process (GO): positive regulation of GTPase activity; Ras protein signal transduction
Cellular component (GO): plasma membrane
Molecular function (GO): protein binding; guanyl-nucleotide exchange factor activity
Source: RefSeq, a predicted model, not a curated record
AGGCAGCGGAAGAUGGGCGCUCAGGAGCGGGCCGUCUGAGGAAACCCCCCUCCCCUCCGUCUCCCCCCACCGCCGGCGUCCCGCCAACAUGCAGAAAGGGAUGCGACUCAACGACGCGCACGUCACCUACCUGGCUCUGCUGGCGAAGAAGGACGGCGCUCGGCGCGGCUCCCUCAGCAAGAAGAGCUCCGACAACACCAAGUGGCACAGCAAGUGGUUCGCCUUGCUGCAGAACAUGCUCUUUUACUUCGACAACGACUCCAGCUCGCGCCCCUCCGGCCUCUACCUGUUGGAGGGCAGCGUUUGCGACCGAGCCCCGUCACCCAAGCCGCCUCAGUCGGUGAAGGAAGGUCUGGAGAAGCAGUACUACUUCACCGUCACAUUCAGUCAUGACAACCAGAAGGCGCUGGAGCUGCGUACAGAGGAUGUCAAGGACUGUGACGAGUGGGUGGCUGCCAUCACACAAGCCAGCUACAGGAACCUGGCAACUGAGCACGAGUCCCUCAUGCAGAAGUACCUCCAUCUUCUGCAAAUCGUGGAGACGGAGAAAACGGUGGCAAAACAGCUGAGGCAACAGAUCGAGGACGGAGAAAUCGAAAUCGAGCGGCUCAAAUCAGAGAUUGGCGGUCUGCUCAAAGACAACGAGAAGAUCCAGUCCAACCCAGAGGUGCCGCCCAGUGACGACGACACGGAGAUCAAGAAGAUCAAAAAGGUUCAGAGUUUCCUGCGGGGCUGGAUCUGUCGCAGGAAGUGGAAGACCAUCAUCCAGGACUACAUCCGCUCGCCUCAUGCCGAGAGCAUGCGCAAGCGGAACCAGGUGGUGUUCAGCAUGCUGGAGGCCGAGGCCGAGUACGUGCAGCAGCUCCACAUCCUGGUCAACAACUUCCUGCGGCCGCUGCGAAUGGCCGCCAGCUCCAAGAAGCCGCCCAUCACCCAUGACGACGUGAGCAGCAUCUUCCUGAACAGUGAGACCAUCAUGUUCCUGCACCAGAUCUUCUACCAGGGGCUGAAGGCCCGGAUAGCCAGCUGGCCCACUCUGGUGCUAGCGGACCUGUUCGACAUCCUGCUGCCCAUGUUGAACAUCUACCAGGAGUUUGUGAGGAACCACCAGUACAGCCUGCAGAUCUUGGCCCACUGCAAGCAGAACCGGGACUUUGACAAGCUGCUGAAGCAGUACGAAGCGAAGCCGGACUGCGAGGAGCGCACGCUGGAGACCUUCCUCACCUACCCCAUGUUCCAGAUUCCUCGCUACAUCCUGACUCUGCACGAGCUGCUGGCUCACACUCCGCACGAGCACGUGGAGAGGAACAGUCUGGACUAUGCCAAAUCUAAACUGGAGGAGCUGUCCAGAAUCAUGCACGAUGAGGUGAGCGAGACGGAGAACAUCAGGAAGAACCUGGCGAUCGAGCGGAUGAUCGUGGAGGGCUGUGAGGUGCUGCUGGACACCAGCCAGACCUUUGUCAGACAAGGCUCGCUGAUCCAAGUUCCAAUGAGUGAGAAGGGGAAGAUCACGAGAGGUCGACUGGGUUCCUUGUCUCUGAAGAAGGAGGGCGAGAGACAGUGCUUCCUCUUCUCCAAGCACCUGAUCAUCUGCACCCGAGGCUCGGGAGGGAAACUCCACAUUACAAAGAAUGGAGUGGUCUCGCUCAUCGACUGCACACUGAUGGAGGACGCCGAUGGAACCGACGAUGAGUCCAAGGAGCGCAGCGGGCAGGACACCGAGCACCUGGACUUCAAGCUCAUGGUGGAGCCUAAAGACGUCCAGCCCUUCACCGUCAUCCUGGUGGCCUCGUCCCGACAAGAGAAGUCGGCCUGGACCAGCGACAUCAGCCAGUGCGUGGACAACAUCCGCUGCAACGGCCUGAUGAUGAACGCCUUCGAGGAGAACAGCAAAGUCACGGUGCCGCAGAUGAUCAAGUCCGACGCCAGCUUGUACUGCGACGACGUGGACAUCCGCUUCAGCAAGAUGAUGAACUCCUGCAAGGUGCUGCAGAUCCGCUAUGCCAGCGUGGAGCGGCUGCUGGAGCGGCUGACCGACCUGCGCUUCCUCUCCAUUGACUUCCUCAACACCUUCCUGCACUCCUACCGCGUCUUCACCAGCGCUGCCGUGGUGCUGGACAAGCUCAUCACCAUCUACAAGAAGCCCAUCAGUGCCAUCCCGGCGCGUUCUCUGGAGCUCUUCUUUGCGAGCAGCCAGAACAACAAACUCCUGUACGGCGAGCCGCCCACGUCGCCGCGAGCCAGCCGCAAGUUCUCCUCCCCUCCUCCUCUCUCCAUCAUCAAGACGUCCUCGCCCAACCGCCGCCGCAAGCUUUCCCUCAACAUCCCCAUCAUCACCGGGGGCAAGGCCCUGGACCUGGCUGCGCUCAGCUGCUCUCCCAAUGGCUACACCAGCAUGCACCCCACCAUGUCUCCCUUCAGUAAGACCACCCUGGACGUCAACAAGCUCUACGUGUCCGGCACCAUGGCCGGCAAAAUCCCCGACGAGGCUGAGAGCAGAGCUGAGGAGUCGCUCCUCGUCAAGCAAGAUCUGUCGGUGAGAGAGGAGUGUGACGAGGAGCCGGCUCAAAGCGACGAAGCAGAAGUGGAAAUGUCUCCUCCGAAAUCCCCUUCCACGCCUAAGACUGCCAGAUCCAGGAGCUCAUGCUCAGAGUUCUCACUGUUUUCCUUCAACAACAGUAUGGUGGCGUCGUCCUGCCGGGAGCUCGACAGCAACCGCAGCGCCCUCUCCGCCGCCUCAGCCUUCGCCAUCGCCACCGCCGGGGCCAACGAGGGCACGCCCACCAAGGAGAAGUACCGGCGGAUGUCUCUGGCCAGCUCAGGUUUCCCGACCGACACGAGGAACGGAGACAAAGAGUUUGUCAUCAGGCGAGCGGCCACCAACAGAGUGCUGAACGUGCUGCGACACUGGGUGUCCAAACACUCCCAGGACUUUGAGCUGAACUCAGAGCUGAAGCUGCAGGUGAUCGGCUUCCUGGAGGAGGUGAUGCACGACCCCGAGCUCCUCACGCAGGAACGGAAGGCAGCCGCCAACAUUACCAGGACGCUGAUGCAGGAGGAUCCUGGAGACAACCAGCUGACUCUGGAGGAGAUCACGCUGAUGGUGCUGGAGGAGAGCAAGACGGAACCUUUCGAGAGCCACUCGGCGCUGGAGAUCGCAGAGCAGCUCACUCUACUGGACCACCUGGUCUUCAAGGUCAUCCCGUACGAGGAGUUCUUCGGCCAGAGCUGGAUGAAGAACGACAAGAACGAGAGGACGCCCUACAUCAUGAAGACCACCAAACAUUUCAACGACAUCAGCAACAGGAUCGCCUCAGAGAUCCUGCAGUGGGACGACGUCAACACGCGCGUGUCCGUCCUGGAGAAGUGGGUGGCGGUGGCCGACAUCUGCCGCUGCCUCCACAACUACAACGCCGUGCUGGAGAUCACCUCCUCGCUCAACCGCAGCUCCAUCUUCCGCCUCAAGAGGACCUGGCUCAAAGUCUCCAAGCAGACGAAGACUGUGAUCGACAAGCUGCAGAAGUUGGUGUCCUCAGAGGGACGAUUCAAGAACCUAAGAGAGGCGCUGAAGAAUUGCGACCCGCCCUGCGUCCCCUAUCUGGGCAUGUACCUGACCGACUUGGCCUUCAUCGAGGAGGGAACGCCCAACUACACCGAGGACAACCUGGUCAACUUCUCUAAGAUGAGGAUGAUCUCUCACAUCAUCCGAGAGAUCCGGCAGUUCCAGCAGACGGCCUACAAGAUCGACCUGCAACCCAAGGUGGCGAGGUAUCUGCUGGACGGCAGCACCGUGCUGGACGAGGAGAGGCUGUACGAGGCCUCGCUAAGAAUCGAACCCAAGACCUCGUCGUGAAGAGGAAACCUCCGUCCAGCGCUGCAUGAAGCGUACAGCAGCACUGUCACAUGAUGUACAUAGACACUCCUCCGUGUUAGACGCGCCCUUUUAGUUGUGCUUCACAAUGUUGUGUCCACUUGUCAGAGACCCAAGAGAUUUGUUUAAAAAACACUUUAUUACGGAGAUAUUUUCCAGAGCAGAGUUUGUGAAGUCUGCCUCCAGAGAAGAGACCUGCGUGAGAUGCGUUCAGGAAGUGAAGCUCCAGACGUGUGCUGGAGGCCGCGCCCAGCUAAGGCUCCGCCCACUCUCCUUCUGCACUUGUCCAAUUCCUGCCAGGUGAAAAACAACACCAGAAAGGUUGGGGAAAAAAGAGUGACUGUGAGGGUACAAGGUUUAACGUUCUGAUUGUUCAUUUUUUUCUUUUUUUCCUGAAUUUUGUUUUUUUCUUAUCUAUUUUUUGGAUUGAUUACAUUUUUGCCAAAGGUCUGUUUUGUUCUUUUGGUAUCAAGGAGAAUUUUGGUUUUGCUUUUUUCACCUGACAGGCUUAGGUUUAUUCAUUAUAUUAUAUAUAAUAUACAUUCAUAUUAGUAUUUCUAUCGCCAUUUAUUGUUUUUGUUGCCACUUUUUAAGUAACAGAAAUUUUGUUUUUGUACGUUAAACUUAAAAAUGGUUUUCAGGCCAUUUAGGUGGAUUAUUAAUUUAAUUUAAUUUAAUUUUUACCUAGUGGUGAAAGAAUCUGUUCUGACAGCUGAAUGCAGUGACCAGUGCCAACAGCCUGUGCUCUGCCGUCACUGAGGCGGGGAGCCCCCCCCCACAAACCUGCCUGUUUUUAAUGAGAUCCUAGUGACCUUUUGUAACCUCAAACACGACAGUGACCGACUCAACAGAAGGAGAUGUAGCUCCCCGGUGGGUGACGGGUGUAAAUACAGUGUAUGUAGCAGCGUUUGGAGCCGCAUGAGGAGGAUUCAGCUCCAGCUUCUAGAGCCCCUCACAGGUGUUCAGAGUUCCAGCUAACAGGAUGUCCUCAGAGAAUCUCCAGCUGCCGGACGCUGCCCACCUGACAGUUGUGUAACCUCUUCAGCGACUUGAGUAGUAUUUCCAGUUUUGUACGCCGUUGUACUCUUUCCUGACCACCUCUUGUUAAUAAAUCUAUCUUUCUCAGGGGAGGUGUUUUUC